This is a messenger RNA of Mycena indigotica, 396 nucleotides long. Its product is annotated as CxC2 domain-containing protein. The coding region runs from base 1 to 396 and encodes 131 amino acids. NCBI's taxonomy places the organism in Eukaryota, Fungi, Basidiomycota, Agaricomycetes, Agaricales, Mycenaceae. The record is from RefSeq and is a predicted model, not a curated record. The transcript has 2 exons.
AUGAAGACAACGGGCGUGGAUAUCGAAGAGAUAUUCACCGAAUUGGACCGUAUUCGCCUGCAAUACGGACUGCCGGUCUGGCAUGCUGAAGCUCAUGACCCCAAAUGUCGAAUUCAGUUUGCGCUUAGGUACUUGUUGGGUGUUGGAAAGACGGAUGGGGAAAGCACCGAGCGUUUGUGGAGCCUACUCAAUCCCGCAAGUUGGUCGACAAAGGAAAUGGGAGAAGGCGCCCGUCAUGAUGUCCUGGAGGACAAGAUCAACCUGAUUAAUUUUGAGAAAAACAGGAGCAUGGGGCGGACACUUGCAAGACGUUUGAUUGUCGCUGUAGCAGAGCGUCAAAGGCAGGGCAUUGAAUUCCAGGAGCUGGACGACAGCGUUCCUAAAAAAAAGACGUGA